This is a messenger RNA of Lactuca virosa, 216 nucleotides long. NCBI's taxonomy places the organism in Eukaryota, Viridiplantae, Streptophyta, Magnoliopsida, Asterales, Asteraceae. The record is from the annotation of a GenBank genome assembly.
AUGUGCUCAUCGGCGCCUGGCCCUGAGAUGUGGAUCAUCCAAGGCACAUUAGCAUGGCUUACUCCUCUUGUUCGAACCGGGGUUCGAAACCAAACUUCUCCUCAGGAGGAUAGAUGGGGUGAUUCAGGUGCGAUGAUUUACUUCACGGGUGAGGUCUCUGGUUCAAGUCCAGGACGGCCCAGCCGCAUCAGGGAAAAGAAUAGAAGAAGCGUCUAA